AUGUACAUUCCUCAGAAAAGGGCCGAUACUAAGAGGAAGAAUAUAAUAUUUGUUAUUUCUGCGGUGUCCAUCAUCUUCGCAGUAACCGUCUUGGUGGGCAGUUUCUUCCUCGCUCGAUUCCUUCGACAGCGCUACGAAGAACCCAAAUAUCUACCCGGCAACUUCCUCAAGACAAAGUGGAAGAAAUGGCGUCCCGGAACUGCUGCCUACGGGCAAGUCCCCAGUCGACGAAACCCAAUCGACACCUCGUAUCGCGGAGCGGCCCCAGAAAUGCAAACAAGUGAGGCUCCUCGUCGGGAGACUUCUAUACGUUCAAUCAUGACCCUCCCGCCCUAUUCGUCGAGUCCGAAACCGACCGAACAAAUUAUCGCCCGAGAGGGGGAGCGAGGCGGAAUGGACAUGGUUGUCGAAUACCCCGAGACCGCCGAAGAGCAAGAAAUCCGACGGGAGGACCACAUGGACUCGUUAUACCAGCUUCGCCUGCAGCGUCGACAAGAGCUGGCCGACCGUGAGGCCCGCCGGCGGGAACGCCGGGAAGCCCGAGACCGCGGCGACUAUGCCCGCCUCGAACAAUUAAACGCCGAGACUCGCGAUCGGGCGCAACGUCGCCGCGCUGGAACUAACAGUACAGCCGACCUAGCGACAGCAUUGACCGAACACCAAGCCCGAGAGCGAGACAGGCGAAUUUCGAGUGUUAGCUAUGCUGAACUCGGGCGCGUCCGCCAUGACGGCUCACGACUGCGUGCCGACUCGCAAAAUUCUGAGAACCAGGACUCUGAUAGCCGACCGCUCCUGGCUCAUGACUCUAGCUCAACUGCGCCGUCAUUCGAUCCCUCCAGUUUCAACUCCCGAGUUCAAUCUGUUGCUUCAUCAAUCAGUGAAUCCACCGCCACGGAGCUGGAUCCAUUAGCGCCGAGUUCGACCCGUGGCUCGAGCCGACCAGUUUCACAGAAUGACGAGGAGGAUUUGGGGACUCUCAACAUCCCACCACCUCCAGAAUAUGACCACCUGGACUGGGGCGAUGCGCCCGCAUAUCAGAGUCCAACUACCGAGCGUUCCGGCCAGCAGCUGCCGGCAAUCAAUCGCUUGCCUUCGAUCCAUGUCAAUUUACCGAGUCCAAUGGCUGUUUCUCCCAUCACGCCGACUCAGAAUCAGUUCCCGAGCAUCGAUGAGAAUCAAUCGACUGCACCAGGAAUCCGGGUAGUGUCUGGUAGCUCAACAUCUACCAUCACUCCCAACACUACUACUUAA
Penicillium brevicompactum is the source of this 1251-nucleotide messenger RNA. RefSeq lists its product as uncharacterized. The record is from RefSeq and is a predicted model, not a curated record. NCBI's taxonomy places the organism in Eukaryota, Fungi, Ascomycota, Eurotiomycetes, Eurotiales, Aspergillaceae. The transcript is spliced from 2 exons. The coding region runs from base 1 to 1251 and encodes 416 amino acids.